Lemur catta (Ring-tailed lemur) is the source of this 1041-nucleotide messenger RNA. Its product is annotated as basic proline-rich protein-like. The record is from RefSeq and is a predicted model, not a curated record. NCBI's taxonomy places the organism in Eukaryota, Metazoa, Chordata, Mammalia, Primates, Lemuridae. The transcript has 3 exons. Bases 1 to 945 code for a protein of 314 amino acids.
AUGCCCGGGCCGUGUGCACUGCCGCUGCCUCCCCCGGGCGGGGCGGUGGGGGACAGGGCCCAGCUCAGACUCGGAGCCCCCCAGCCUGGCGCCCCCUGCUCCGCCCCAGCCGAGGCCGGCCCCACCCCCGCCUCUGGGCCAGCGGGCAGCCAGGGGCCCUGCGGGGAGGGACAGGCCCAGCCCUGGGGCGUCCACGUAAGGGGCCCUGGUUGUUUGGUCUUUAAUUCCAGGUCCCCUCGGAGCGUGGGCCUGGGGGGGUGUGAAUCUCCGAGAGCGGCUGCGCUUCCAGACUUUUCCCUGGAUCAUCUCACAGGACUAGAGCCCCCGGGAUCCCCCCAGGGCUUCUCAGGGCAGCCUCUGGGGUCUCACGGGUGCCGGUGCCCACAGCCGCCCGCACCGUCGGACCCCCAGGCGGGCUCGCGGCGCCCUGCACAGCAGGAGGACGUCACCCCUCCCCAUGCGGGGCCCAGGCAGGUGCUGCCGGCUGUUCCCGAAGAUGCAGACUUCUCCCCCAGACAGCACGCAUGGACACCCUGCUCGGGGCACACGUCUGCUUCCGAGGACACGAGGACACGAGCGUCCCCCGCCUCAGCCCCCAGCACAGCCGACGUCUGUCCUGGGCUGUGUCCCCCAGGCCUGAGGACUCAGUCCCUUUGGCCCAGGCGAACCUGGGAGCCGGCGUCCUUCCCUGGGGAGCCCCUGGGUGGAGGUGCAGAGGUUGAGGACCAGGUCCAGCCCCUGCCUGACCCCAGCGUGGCUGGGGCAGCUGACCCACCCGCCUCGCAGGACCUCGGGGCUGAAGACCAAGGCUGGGGUGCAGGUCCCCUGCAGGGACUGGGCUCAGGCCUGGCUGCACCCUGGGCCCUCCCCCCUCGCCAAGGGGCCUCCAGCUCCACCGGCCAGUGUGAACCAGCUGCAGAGCCCGGAGCACCCUCAGCUUUCUAGUCUUGACAUGUAAACUGAAAAAGGGAAGAUUAAUUUGCUUUUUGUUCUUUUCUUUCUUUUUUCUUUUUGGUCAUUAAUGUGACAAAAAGGGGCAAA